AUGUUGCUAGUACGAAGGUUGAGGAACACGCUACUGCGAUGCUUCCAAUGCAACAUUAUGAUGGUAUGCAUGUUAGUUGCCCUCAUCAUCACCAUAUGGAUAGUACUGGUCUCUGAACCGGUAUCUACGAGGGAUUAUAUGGACAAUCUUCUUUCGUUUUCCAAGAUGGAUCUGGCUACAAAAAGGGACAAGCCAUUUUAUUCGAACUGUGUGGACACCCAGGAUUAUUUAUCGAAUCCAUUGUAUGCCAAACAGAAUGCCUCGUUUGUUAUGCUGACAAGAAACGAGGAGCUAGAAGACGUUAUCAAGACUAUCAAAAGUAUAGAGGAACAUUUCAACCAGUGGUUUCACUAUCCAUACGUGCUUUUGAAUGACCAGCCGUUUACAGAAGACUUCAAAACAAAGGUACGCGAUGUGACAAAUGAUUCUAUUGUGGAAUUUGGCACUGUCGAUGAAAUAACAUGGAAUUUCCCCAGCGACGUGAAGGACACCUUCGAAUUUUAUAACGCCAUUGAAAACCAAGGUGAUAGAAGCAUACUGUAUGGGAACAUGGAAUCGUACCAUAAGAUGUGCAGGUUUUAUUCAGGACUGUUUUACAAGCACCCGCUGAUCCAAAAAUCAGAAUGGUAUUGGAGACUGGAGCCUGAUGUGGAAUUUUUCUGUGAUAUUACAUAUGAUCCGUUCUGGGAGAUGGCGCAGAACGAUAAGAAAUAUGGAUUUACUAUCGUAAUUCCUGAGUUGUACUGGACAGUGCCGAAUUUGUUCAGACACACCAAAAGCUUCGUCAGACAGAAUGACGUGACACCCGGGUCAUUGUGGAAGUUGUUUACGAAGGACUAUGACAUUUUUGAAUCCGAUGAUCCCGAGUUGCGUGACUCGAUCAAUUAUGAUUUCGACGUCAAACCCAAGGUUUCCGAGAAGAUUGCCAUCGAACAGUUGCUGGAAAAGGGCAAUGAGUCGGAAAGAAUAAAUGCCGAUGAAGAGGGGAUAAUGAAUUUAGUCAACAGGGCUCGCUCCAAGAAGCACAUCGUGGAGGACAAGUUUUCGAAUGAAGAAUACAACCUGUGUCAUUUCUGGAGUAAUUUUGAAAUUGCGCGGUUAAGCGUAUUUGACAAUGAGGUUUACAACAGUUUUUUCGAAUUUUUAGAAAAAAGUGGCGGAUUUUGGAAGGAGAGAUGGGGGGACGCCCCCGUGCAUUCCAUAGGACUAUCGCUAACCUUAGACUUGGACGACGUGCAUUACUUCAGGGACAUCGGAUACAGACAUUCUUCCAUACAGCAUUGCCCGCAUAAUGCGAUGGGGGGCGAGGAGUUUCCCUACGUGACGAGCGAUCCGAGGUUCCAGCGCAAGAAGAACGCAGCAUACGACAUGGGUAAGGAUUUUGGAUGCGGUUGCAGAUGUAAGUGCCCCAUGAACAAACUCGAUAUUGAGGACUCCACUGGGUUCUGUCUCAAUGUUUGGGUCGACUUGAUAAAGCAAGAGAAGGGCCGCGAACACCGCGCCGAGACGUUUAACGGUAACCAGAUCGAAGCGAACGUUAGGAAAGACUACUUGAAAGAGUUUGGAAACUAG
Molecule: messenger RNA, 1572 nt
Organism: Saccharomyces eubayanus
Lineage: Eukaryota; Fungi; Ascomycota; Saccharomycetes; Saccharomycetales; Saccharomycetaceae
Gene: KTR5
Product: putative mannosyltransferase
Exons: 1
Coding region: 1-1572 (523 amino acids)
Biological process (GO): protein N-linked glycosylation; cell wall mannoprotein biosynthetic process
Cellular component (GO): Golgi apparatus; membrane
Molecular function (GO): alpha-1,2-mannosyltransferase activity
Source: RefSeq, a predicted model, not a curated record